This is a messenger RNA of Aspergillus lentulus, 279 nucleotides long. Lineage: Eukaryota; Fungi; Ascomycota; Eurotiomycetes; Eurotiales; Aspergillaceae. The record is from RefSeq and is a predicted model, not a curated record.
AUGGCAGGCACGGCGUCAAUGCUCUGUUUGAUUUUGGUCACUCUCUUCAUACCUCCUCUCGGCGUACUUAUGAUUUCGGGCUGUAGUGUGGACUUCUUCAUCAAUAUUCUGCUCACGAUCCUAGGAUAUUUCCCGGGUCAUAUCCAUGCUUUCUACCUGGAAUACGUCUACUAUCACAACAGCAAUACGGACCCAAUGACUCGAAAGCGCGCUCCUGGGGUGUAUUCGCAACGUAUUCUGCAAGGACACAAUGAAAGAUCAUAUGGUAGCACUGUUUGA